This is a messenger RNA of Funneliformis geosporum, 2208 nucleotides long. NCBI's taxonomy places the organism in Eukaryota, Fungi, Glomeromycota, Glomeromycetes, Glomerales, Glomeraceae. The record is from the annotation of a GenBank genome assembly.
AUGACAAAAAGUAAAAUCGUUCUUAAAGGAAAAAAAAACGGUAGUUAUAAUUUUCCUCCUGAAAAAGAAUUAAAAAGAGUUCGCGAAAAGGAGGGAAUAGCUAAUAUUGUUUUACCGAAAAAUGCUACUUUUUUAGAAAGGGUUAAGUAUGAAAUUUGUCAAGCGAUUUUGGCUUACCAACAAGAUAGUCACUUAACUUAUAGAAAUAUAUCGCAAAAAAUAGGCAUUUCUUCCGAGCAAACUGUGGACAUGCUGCGGGGAAAUAUCGCCGGUUUUGCCUUGGAUAGUUUAAUAACUUAUGCUGAGAAACUACACAUUCCUUGCCAAGUAAAAAUUACUACCAAAGAAAAUGGGGACCAACCACAAGCCAUUAAAAAAUUAGUCAAAGGUAUUGAAGAAAAAAAAAAAGAGCAAGUUCUUUUAGGAGCAACAGGUACUGGUAAAACUUUUACGAUGGCUAAUAUUAUCCAAACUGCCCAAAAACCAACUUUAAUUUUGGCUCAUAAUAAGACCUUAGCAAUGCAAAUUUACCAAGAAAUGCAAGGAUUUUUUCCUCACAAUCGGGUCGAGUAUUAUGUUUCUUAUUUUGAUUAUUAUCAACCAGAGGCCUACAAACCUGCUAGUGAUACCUAUAUCGGAAAAAAAGUACAAAGAAAUGCUAACAUUGCCAAAAUGCGUUUAAAAACCUUAAACUCUCUAGUUACUGAUUCAUCCGUAAUUGUGAUAGCAUCGGUAGCAGCGAUUUAUGGUUGCUUUAAUCCGACUUCUUACCGAAAGGUGGUUCUCCAUUUAGAAAAAGGACAAGUGAUCAAUAGAGAAACAAUUAGUUCAAAAUUAACCCAUUUAGGUUACAAAGAGGAUAAAAAAAUUAAUCCAGGAAAUGAAAUAACCCAAAUAGAAAAAAGAAAUAAACAAACCAGCGAAAAAGUUCGGGAAGUGACCAAAAUUGCUAUCCCGCCCAGUCAAGAUUAUGUUGGUGAAGAAGGAGAAAAUUUAACCAAAAUUCUAGAAAAAAUUGCUGAAGAACUAAUAAUUCGCAAGGAAAAACUAGGGGAAGAAAAAAAUUUUUUAGCAGCAGAAAGGUUAGAAAAAAGAGUCCAAGAAGAUUUAUUUAACUUACGUGAAAUGGGAGUUUGUCCUGGUAUUGAAAACUAUUCUCGUUAUUUUGACGGAAGAAAAGAAGGAGAAACCCCAUUUGUUCUCUUGGACUAUUUCCCGAAAGAUUUUUUAACUAUCAUUGACGAAUCACACAUUACUAUUCCGCAAGUGAAAGCGAUGUAUAAUACAGACCGCCGAAGAAAAGAAACCUUAGUAAAAUAUGGCUUUCGUUUGCCUUCCGCUCUCGAUAAUCGUCCCUUGAACCAAGAAGAAUUUUUUACAAAAAUUGGUUAUACUCUCUACGUUUCAGCUACACCCGGGAAAUUUGAAUUAGACAAGGUAAAUUAUCAGCCAGUUGAGCAAAUUAUCCGUCCAACUGGGCUUUUAGACCCUCAAAUAGAAGUAAGAAGUUCUCGUAAUCAAAUUGCUGAGAUCAUGGAAGAAAUAACUAAAAGAAGUGAAAAAGGAGAAAAAGUCCUUAUUUAUGCUUUAACUAUCGUAAUGUCUGAAGAAAUUGCCAACUUUCUGCAAGAAAAAAACAUUCGUGUAGUUUACUUACACAGCAGGUUAGAAAUUUUUGAUCGUUAUCAAGCCAUUACCAGCUUGAGGCGUGGAGUGUAUGACGUAAUAGUAGGAAUCAAUUUAUUAAAAGAAGGAAUAGACUUGCCCGAAGUUUCAUUAGUAUGCAUUUUAGACGCUGAUAAAUCUGGUUUUUUGCGGGAUACCCGCUCCUUAAUCCAAAUCAUCGGGCGAGCAUCCCGAAAUAGUAGCGGUAAAGUUAUCCUCUACGCUGACAAAAUUACCAAUAACAUGUUAGAAGCUAUUGAAGAAACUAAUCGCCGUCGCCAAAUCCAACAAGAAUACAAUUAUCAAAGAAAUAUUACUCCGCAGACAGUUCAAAAGCCCAUCAAGGAUAUAAUUCUAGAUUACGAAAUAACUAUCUUGGUCGAAAAAGCUCAACGAGGAGAAAUGAAAAAUAAGGAAUUAACCAAGUUAAUUAAAGACCUACGAAAGAAAAUGAAAAGGUCUACUCGAGAAUUCAAGUUUGACCAAGCUAUUGCUUUUCGUAAUGCUCUCUUAGACUUAGAAAAAUUAGAAAUAGUCUUAUAA